UUUUUGUGUCGCCGUUUUCCUGCCUGGGAUCCCCAGCGUGAGGCAGGCUCCCUUCCGCCCCGAGGUGCCUAAUGCGGCCAAGAGACGGCGUCCUCAGGGUGCUCAAGUCCCGUGCCGGGAAGCCCGGGCGGCGGCCUCACGGGACUGAGCCGAAGGAGAGAGGGUGGCCGCUGGGGCGCCGGGCUCCCAGCGCGGGGCGGUGUCUGGAAGCGCGCCUCCGUCCCGGGUCUCGGCCCCGGCUCCCCGCCUCCCUACCCGCUGCGGCGGGGCCGCGCACGGUGCGCCGGGGGGGCGCGCACGCAGGGGGCUGGCCUGCCCGCGGCGCGGGGGAAAGUUGAGUUGGGAGAAGUUGGGAGCGGCGGGGGUGCGCCCCGAGGUGGGCACUAGGGAGUCGUCGGGAGCGCGCGAGGGCUCCGGAGAAGGGGGAGAGACCCCGAGACCCCCGGGGCACGAAGUCCAGAGCAAGCGGGUUAUGCCGCCGCCUUGUUGCCCUGAAAGCCGCAGUGACAGUGAAAAGGGCUAAGAUUUGGCCAUGAGCAGCGCCCCCCGGCGCCCCGCCUCGGGCGCAGAUUCUUUCUGUACUCCAGAGCCAGAGAGCUUGGGCUCUGCAGCGCCUGGGUUCCCCGAGCAGGAGGAGGAUGAACUCCACCGCACGCUGGGUGUGGAGCGGUUUGAGGAGAUCCUGCAGGAGGCUGGGUCUCGAGGAGGAGAGGAGCCAGGCCGCAGCUAUGGGGAGGAAGACUUUGAAUACCACCGCCAGUCCUCCCACCACAUCCAUCACCCGCUGUCUGCCCACUUGCCUCCGGACGCCCGCCGCCGCAAGACCCCCCAGGGCCUGGGAAGGAAGCCUCGCAGGCGCCCUGGAGCCUCCCCUACCGGGGAGACCCCCACCAUUGAAGAGGGGGAGGAAGAUGAGGAUGAGGCCAGUGAGGCCGAGGGGGCCCGGGCACUUACCCAACCGUCCCCUGCCUCCACACCCUCUUCGGUUCAGUUCUUUCUCCAGGAGGAUGAAGGCCCCGACCGGAAGGCAGAGAGGACCAGUCCAUCCCCUCCUCCACCGCUGCCCCACCAGGAGGGGGCUCCCCGGGCCAGCAGAGGGGCCCAGACUGGAGCCCCGGCGGAAGAGGUGGCGGCUGUGGCCAGUGGCGCGGCAGGAGGUGAUGAUGGGGGAGCUUCCGGGCGCCCCCAGCCCAAAGCGCAGCCUGGGCACCGAAGCUACAACCUGCAGGAGAGGAGGCGUAUUGGAAGCAUGACUGGGGCUGAGCAGGCUCUGCUGCCCCGAGUCCCCACAGACGAGAGUGAGGCCCAGACACUGGCCACCGCUGACCUAGACCUCAUGAAGAGCCACCGGUUCGAGGACGUUCCUGGAGUGCGUCGGCACUUGGUGCGGAAGAAUGCCAAAGGGUCUGGGCAGGGUGGCCGGGAAGGGCGAGAGCCUGGCCCCACGCCUCGGACCCGGCCCCGGGCUCCCCACAAGCCUCACGAGGUAUUUGUGGAGCUCAAUGAGUUGCUGCUGGACAAAAACCAGGAGCCCCAGUGGCGGGAGACAGCGCGCUGGAUCAAAUUUGAGGAGGAUGUGGAGGAGGAGACGGAGCGCUGGGGGAAGCCCCACGUGGCCUCCCUGUCCUUCCGCAGCCUCCUCGAGCUCCGCCGGACCCUGGCUCAUGGGGCUGUGCUUCUGGACCUGGACCAGCAGACCCUGCCUGGGGUGGCCCACCAGGUGGUGGAGCAGAUGGUCAUCUCUGACCAGAUCAAGGCUGAAGACAGAGCCAACGUGCUGCGGGCCCUGCUGCUGAAACACAGCCACCCGAGUGAUGAGAAGGACUUCUCCUUCCCUCGAAACAUCUCAGCCGGCUCCCUGGGCUCCCUGCUAGGGCAUCACCACAGCCAGGGGGCCGAGAGCGACCCCCAUGUCACUGAGCCUCUCAUCGGAGGCGUUCCCGAGACUCGGCUAGAGGUGGAACGAGAGCGGGAGCUGCCACCUCCAGCCCCGCCAGCCGGCAUCACUCGCUCCAAGUCCAAGCACGAACUGAAGCUCCUGGAGAAGAUCCCCGAGAACGCCGAGGCCACGGUGGUCCUUGUGGGCUGCGUGGAGUUCCUCUCCCGCCCCACCAUGGCCUUCGUGCGGCUGCGGGAGGCCGUGGAGCUGGACGCGGUGCUAGAGGUACCCGUGCCCGUGCGCUUCCUCUUCCUGCUUCUGGGCCCGAGCAGCGCCAACAUGGACUACCACGAGAUCGGCCGUUCUAUCUCUACCCUCAUGUCCGACAAGCAAUUCCACGAGGCAGCCUACCUGGCAGACGAGCGGGAGGACCUGCUGACCGCCAUCAACGCCUUCCUGGAUUGCAGCGUGGUGCUGCCGCCCUCGGAGGUGCAGGGCGAGGAGCUGCUGCGAUCCGUCGCUCACUUCCAACGCCAGAUGCUCAAGAAGCGAGAGGAGCAGGGCCGGCUGCUGCCCACGGGGGCGGGACUGGAGCCCAAGUCGGCCCAAGAUAAGGCGCUCCUACAGAUGGUAGAGGCGGCAGGCGCAGUCGAAGACGAUCCGCUCCGGCGGACGGGCCGGCCCUUUGGGGGCCUGAUCCGGGACGUGCGGCGCCGCUAUCCCCACUACCUGAGUGACUUCCGAGAUGCGCUUGACCCUCAGUGCCUGGCUGCCGUCAUCUUCAUCUACUUCGCGGCCCUGUCCCCUGCCAUCACCUUCGGGGGGCUGCUGGGAGAGAAAACUCAGGACCUGAUUGGGGUGUCAGAGCUGAUCAUGUCCACGGCGCUCCAGGGUGUGAUCUUCUGCCUGCUGGGGGCCCAGCCGCUGCUGGUGAUCGGCUUUUCUGGGCCCCUGCUGGUGUUUGAGGAGGCCUUCUUCUCGUUCUGCAGGAGCAACAACCUGGAGUACCUGGUGGGCCGCGUGUGGAUCGGCUUCUGGCUGGUGCUCCUGGCCCUGCUCAUGGUGGCCCUGGAGGGGAGCUUCCUGGUGCGCUUCGUCUCCCGGUUCACCCAGGAGAUCUUUGCCUUCCUCAUCUCCCUCAUCUUCAUCUACGAGACCUUCUACAAGCUGAUUAAGAUCUUCCAGGAACACCCCCUCCACGGCUGCUCCGUCUCCAAUAGCUCUGAGGCAGACAGCGGCGAGAACACCACGUGGCACGGGGCAGGAGCCACGCUGGGGCCGGGGAAUGGGAGCUCAUCUGUGCCAGCCGGGCAGGGGAGGCCCCGGGGCCAGCCCAACACGGCCCUGCUGUCGCUGGUGCUCAUGGCCGGCACCUUCUUUAUCGCUUUCUUCCUGCGCAAAUUCAAGAACAGCCGGUUCUUCCCUGGCCGGGUGCGGCGGGUGAUUGGGGACUUUGGGGUGCCCAUCGCGAUCCUCAUCAUGGUGCUUGUGGAUUACAGUAUUGAGGACACCUAUACCCAGAAGCUGAGCGUGCCCAGUGGAUUCUCCGUGACAGCCCCAGAAAAGCGGGGCUGGGUCAUCAACCCUCUGGGGGAGAACAGCUCCUUCCCCGUGUGGAUGAUGGUUGCCAGCCUGCUGCCCGCCAUCUUGGUCUUCAUCCUCAUUUUCAUGGAGACUCAGAUCACCACGCUGAUCAUCUCCAAGAAGGAGCGGAUGCUGCAGAAGGGCUCCGGCUUCCACCUGGACCUGCUGCUCAUCGUGGCCAUGGGAGGCAUCUGUGCCCUCUUCGGCCUGCCCUGGCUGGCUGCCGCCACUGUCCGCUCCGUCACCCACGCCAACGCGCUCACCGUCAUGAGCAAGGCCGUGGCGCCUGGGGACAAGCCCAAGAUCCAGGAGGUCAAGGAGCAGCGGGUAACAGGGCUGCUGGUCGCCCUGCUUGUGGGCCUCUCCUUGGUUAUCGGGGACCUGCUCCGGCAGAUCCCCUUGGCUGUGCUCUUUGGAAUUUUUCUGUACAUGGGAGUUACCUCCCUUAACGGGAUCCAGUUCUACGAGCGGCUGCAUCUGCUGCUCAUGCCCCCCAAACACCACCCAGAUGUGACCUACGUCAAGAAGGUUCGGACCCUCCGUAUGCACCUGUUCACAGCCCUGCAGCUGCUCUGCUUGGCCUUGCUCUGGGCGGUCAUGUCCACAGCCGCCUCCCUGGCCUUCCCCUUCAUCCUCAUCCUCACAGUGCCGCUCCGCAUGGUGGUGCUCACCCGAAUCUUCACCGAGCGAGAGAUGAAAUGUCUGGAUGCUAACGAGGCGGAGCCAGUGUUCGAUGAGCGGGAGGGUGUGGACGAGUACAAUGAGAUGCCCAUGCCUGUGUAGCCGCUGCCUGGACCGACAGCCGAGGGACAGACGGACAGAGGGAACAGGGGCUGGGGGGGUGCUCUCCCCCUCCCCUCCCUCGUUUUUAUUUAAGUGAAUAAUUUAAAGUCCCCUUACCAUCCUCACCCCCCCCCACAGUAAAGUGCUUCGGCCCCCACCUA
Leopardus geoffroyi (Geoffroy's cat) is the source of this 4407-nucleotide messenger RNA. RefSeq names its product solute carrier family 4 member 2 (gene SLC4A2). Gene Ontology annotation, biological process: regulation of intracellular pH; monoatomic anion transport; bicarbonate transport. The coding region runs from base 533 to 4246 and encodes 1237 amino acids. The record is from RefSeq and is a predicted model, not a curated record. Lineage: Eukaryota; Metazoa; Chordata; Mammalia; Carnivora; Felidae. Gene Ontology annotation, cellular component: apical plasma membrane; plasma membrane; basolateral plasma membrane. The transcript is spliced from 23 exons. Gene Ontology annotation, molecular function: solute:inorganic anion antiporter activity; monoatomic anion transmembrane transporter activity.